Sphenostylis stenocarpa is the source of this 636-nucleotide messenger RNA. The record is from the annotation of a GenBank genome assembly. NCBI's taxonomy places the organism in Eukaryota, Viridiplantae, Streptophyta, Magnoliopsida, Fabales, Fabaceae.
AUGGCACUUCUCAGUCGAGCCUCCUCACGCUUCCCUCAACUGCACUCCCAUCAACGGGUACUCUCCAUCCACACAACCCUCCCAUCUCUCAACGCAUCCACGCCCACGCCCACACCAUAUGCUCCGCCACCGCCUCCAUCCGUUUCCUCUCCCGUCGGGGUCUCCAAGGCGCCCGAGUUCGUCAUCUCUAAGGUCGACGAUCUGUUGAACUGGGCCCGCCGCGGCUCCAUCUGGCCCAUGACCUUCGGCCUCGCCUGCUGCGCCGUCGAAAUGAUGCACACCGGCGCCGCCCGCUACGAUCUCGACCGUUUCGGCAUCAUUUUCAGGCCCAGCCCUCGCCAGUCUGACUGCAUGAUCGUCGCCGGCACUCUCACGAACAAGAUGGCUCCCGCUCUUCGCAAGGUUUAUGACCAAAUGCCUGAACCUAGAUGGGUCAUCUCAAUGGGAAGUUGUGCUAACGGAGGAGGAUACUACCACUACUCUUACUCCGUGGUUCGGGGAUGUGACAGAAUUGUUCCUGUUGACAUAUAUAUUCCAGGCUGCCCUCCAACUGCUGAAGCCUUGCUGUAUGGACUCCUCCAACUGCAGAAAAAGAUCAAUAGGCGCAAAGACUUCCUCCAUUGGUGGACAAAGUGA